Molecule: messenger RNA, 1236 nt
Organism: Entrophospora candida
Lineage: Eukaryota; Fungi; Glomeromycota; Glomeromycetes; Entrophosporales; Entrophosporaceae
Source: the annotation of a GenBank genome assembly
AUGAACAAUGUACAUACAUUACAAAAUACUAAAUCCGAUACAUUACAAAAAGGAUAUCGGCUUGGAAGUGUACGUGAAGAAGAACUUGAAGAAAAAUUAUAUCAUACUCUUAAAUCCAAGGCUGAGAUUAAGGAAUGUAACAAAAAAUUGCUGGAUAAAUAUUCCGAUCAAGAGAAAAGUUUCAAACAGGAAAGAAAGGCUUGGUCUCUAGAAAGAAAAGAUUUAAAUCGUGAAUUAACACAAAAUAAUAAUAAACUCCAGAACUUACAUACUCAAACUUUGGAAGUUACCAAUAUCGCUAAGCAAUUACGAAGUGAAAAUACUAAUCUAAUUUCUAGGAAUACUCAGAAGGAUCGUUAUCUUGCGGAUUCUAAAGCCGAAAUUAUUGCAAAGACGAAUGAAAUAAUAUUGCUUCAGGGGAGAAUAAAGUCACUGAACGGUAAGUUAGAUUUAUCCCAAAAAAAAAUAGAAGAGGCGAAUUAUCUCCAAUCUAGAAUAAGGUUAUUGAAAGAGGAAUUAUUUUCAGCCCAGAAUGAUUCAUCUCUGAUAAAAUCCGAGUUUUUGUCUCUCAAAUCUAAAUUAGCUGAAUUAGAUCAAACAAAAGAUGAAUUGGUGCAAACAAAAGAUGAAUUGGUACAAACAAAAGAUGAAUUAUAUUUAAAAAUCGGUGAGGUGGAACGAUUAAAAUCAGAUAAAUCAAUUGCUGGGGGGUAUGAGCCUCAAGAAAACGUUUCUAAAGUAUCUAAUAUUCCAGUUGAUAAUAAAUCUAGUUUAGAUACAGAAUAUCCUGCUCUAGAAAAAAGUCUUCGUAAAUAUUUACGUAAAGAUAUUCUAGAAAAAAAUAGCAAAGCUAACACGACUAAAAUGCCAGAAGUAAACUCAGAACGAUUCAAUUUAAUAGAUGAUACCGAUUCUUCAUGUAAAGAUGAUACAUUACAAAAUAUCGAGCCAAUGAGGAAUAUGAAUCCUGAAGGAAAUGUAACUCCGCAAGUUGCAAAAAAGAUAGACGUUCCCAGUGGAAAUAUUCACAAUUCCUCUUUGGAUAAAUCGAAUUCCGGGCUUUCAGUGGGAGGAACAGAAGCAAUUCCUGCUAUGACAAGCGUCUUAGGUUUACCAAAAACGGUAUGGCUAUUGCUUGUUUUGUUUAUUAUUAUUGUUGUAUGGGUUAAAUCUAUAUGGAAAGCAAAGAAAAAAAAUAAAAACCGGGAUUAUACGAAUACAUUUUUAUUUGAUUGA